UGUACGACAUUAUAGUGUUUUUCACAAUUGCAAACGAUUAUUUUAACAUUAUGCAAAAAAACGCCAUUAUUUUCAUAGCCAUCAUUAUCUUGGAAAUUUCAUUGGUCAGUCAAGGUAAACCACGUCCAGAAGGUGGAGAUGUUUCGACAGAGCCGGAAGACUCACAAAGUAAACAAAAGUCGGAGGAAAAAAAUUAUAAGAGUAUUACACCGGAUAUGCUUCAUAAGAAGUCAAACGAAGACAGAAGUGUAGAAGAAAAAGCAAAAAAGAUGGGCCAAAUAUGUGCGAAAUGUUUAAAGAAGUGUGCAAAUAAAGGCGAAGAUGCUGUGUGUUGCAUACCUUAUUUUUGUUGUAUUGUAUGUAGUUGCUGUGACUCAAAACCAUUGAACACCUAG
Adelges cooleyi (spruce gall adelgid) is the source of this 395-nucleotide messenger RNA. RefSeq lists its product as uncharacterized. The coding region runs from base 51 to 395 and encodes 114 amino acids. NCBI's taxonomy places the organism in Eukaryota, Metazoa, Arthropoda, Insecta, Hemiptera, Adelgidae. The record is from RefSeq and is a predicted model, not a curated record. The transcript is spliced from 6 exons.